Molecule: messenger RNA, 393 nt
Organism: Brenthis ino (lesser marbled fritillary)
Lineage: Eukaryota; Metazoa; Arthropoda; Insecta; Lepidoptera; Nymphalidae
Source: the annotation of a GenBank genome assembly
AUGAUAGUAAUGGCGAAGGCUAUUUACAUCAAGCUGCAAGGAAUACUGAAAGUAACUGACAAGAGCCUACGACCUCUACGUCCCCCAACACGGCCGGUCACCGCGGGGGUCAUUGACCACAACCCUCCACUCCAGUCACACACACCACUUUACAUAUGCUCCUACAAUGCUAGAUCUCUAUCAUCAGAUGAAAAACUCCUUGUAUUUAAAGAAAGUAUAUCAAAAACAAAACACGACAUAAUUGGACUCGCAGAAAUAAGAAGAAUGGGCUACAAUAUUCUAGAAGAUCAAGAUCACAUAUUUUGCUACUAUGGUGAAAACAAAGGUCAAUAUGGAGUUGGAUUUAUUAUAAAAAAGAGACAAAUCAAAUAUAGAAAGUUUUAUAGCUAUAUC